This is a messenger RNA of Pyrenophora tritici-repentis Pt-1C-BFP, 825 nucleotides long. RefSeq names its product phosducin. Lineage: Eukaryota; Fungi; Ascomycota; Dothideomycetes; Pleosporales; Pleosporaceae. The record is from RefSeq and is a predicted model, not a curated record.
AUGAAUACUACCUCGGCUGCACAGGACGAAUUCAACGAACUGAUCCGCGACAAGGACAAGGAACAUCGACACCCUGAAGACCGACACAACGACAGCGACGUAUCUGAGCCCGAAUCCCCUGGCGCAGCAGACGACUACCUUGAGAAGAUUGACACCGACGACGAGCUCGACAUCCCCGCAGACAUGAGGGCCAACUACUACAUGCCGGCCAUGAGGUCCGAAGCAAACACCGGCCCGAAAGGCGUCAUUGCCGAUGCCCAAGCGUUUGAGCAAGCCAAAAAGCAAGCCCGGCGAUUUACAUGGAAGAAGAACGGUGCACCGGCACAGUAUAGCGUCAGCGCCUAUCACGACGACAAGGCAUUGAGCGAUGAGGAGGGUGACGAGGGCUUCAUGAGGCAAUGGCGUGAGGCAAGGUUGAAGGAGCUACAGAAUGUUGGCGAGCGGAUACGAUCGCGGACAAACAGCCCCAGCCGACGCAUAUACGGCAACAUGCCUUUGGUUGAUGGUGAGGGCUACCUUGACGCCGUUGACAAGACUGCCUCGGGCAUUACUGUUGUUGUCUUCAUCUAUGACUCCCAGACCGAAGACGACAACCACGUUGUGCAAUGCAUGCGUGACGUAGCCCGACGCAACGACACGGUCCGCUUUGUCAAGAUGCACGGCGAAGUAGCAGAGCUCGACUCUGACUGUCUCCCCGCCGUUCUCGCAUACAAAGGCGGCGACAAGUUCGCUAGCUUACUACCGCUACUUGACGAGCUACCUGCCGACUCGGAGGUCAGCUCUGUCUCGCUCGAGACGGCACUAAGGAAAAACCGCAUCCUCUGA